CUCACCAUCACACUCACCAUCACACUCACCAUCACACUCACCAUCACACUCACCAUCACACUCACACUCACGCCCUGCUACAGCGUAGCUCGCUCAGCCCCGACUACACACGCCCACUCUUCCUUCACCCGCUGGGGCACUGCGUGUUCACGGACUACACCAUCGACUCCAGCUGGAAGCGGAGCCACUCCAUGCAGACGCCACUCUUUGUCGAGACUCAGGGCAGCGCCACCACCGCCUCCGCCGCCACCACCGCCUCCACCGCCUCCGCCGCCACCGCCGCCUCCACCGCCUCCGCCGCCACCGCCGCCUCCACCGCCUCCGCCGCCACCGCCCAGGGACAGCAGCGUCCGUCCGCCGCCGCCGCUGGUGGCAGAGUGAGGGCCACGCCAAUCCAGGCGGAGUUCAGUCUCACCCAGGAAGCAGGCGGGACGGUCGACUGGCUGACGGGAGGCUCUCUGCCGGCUGACUUUGGGCCCAACUCUCUGCCCUCGUCGUCCGCGUCGCCGGCGUCCACCUCGUCGUCCACCUCGUCGCUCCUCCUCCCCCCCCGAGUCUCCCGGCGCCCGCCACCGAGAUCUCUCUUGGCCGCCGGAUUCGGAAGCCCGAGGCCGGGGACUUCCGGCGGCGGCGGCGGCGGCGGCGGCACCGGCGGCGUGCCGGGGAGUUUGGCCGUGGACCCUGGCUGUGAUCUGCGUGCUCUCAAGCGCCGAGUCUUCGCCUCCUCCUCCUCCUCGUCCAGCCGCCUCCGCAACUUCCACGCCCGCCGCGUCGUCCGCUCCCAGAAGAUGGAGCAGGAGAGGCAGCGUGAGCUGCGCAUGGGGUCUGACUCCCACGUGCGUCUCUACCGCAGCUACCGCCUGGGGGAGCUCCCAGACAUCCAAAUCCCUCACUCGGCCAUCAUCGCUCCCCUACAGGCACUGGCACAGUGCGACGCUCCGGUGGCACGCAUGUUGCUCGGCUCGCUGCUCGGAGGCCUGCUGCCCCGGCGGGUUGAAGAGGCCGGCCGUGCCGACGCCGAAGAGGAAGAGGAAGAGGAGCGAAGGGUGCAGCUGUACGUGGGGCUGAACUCUGACCUGCAGCGGCUGCUACGCGACAGCGAGCUCCACUACGCCCCCGUGUUCGUCUUUGUGCAGGACCUCUGCUGCCGGAACCCGGACCUCCCGCCGCUGCCCGCCGACCUCGUCGCCUCGUCGGCGCUGGCGAGCCUGCAGCAGGCCUCGGGCAUCCUCCUCCUGGAGGAGGCCCUCCUCCGGGACGAGGCCCAGGGCCUCCUCCGGCGGCCGCGGCAACCGCACGGUGGCGCCGAGGAGCCGGAGGCCUCGGCGGCGGUGGGGAACGCGCCGGCGGCCAAGAGGGCCCGGCUGGACGCGGCGCAGCACCGCCGGUGGCGGCGGCGGCAGUGGUCGGAGGUGGCGCCUGACACGGCCACCUGGAUCCAGCUGGCCAGGCUGUACCGCUCCGUGAGUGACUACGACUCCGUGCGAGGGAUCUUCUCGGGCACCAUUGGCACAAAGGAGGUCACCAGGGCCGCCCUUGGUGCUGAGGCUCGCGGAGACUUGCAAGAGGCCGCUCGACUCUACGAGCAGGCCCUGAGCACGGAGGACUGGCCCGGGGGCCCCCCGCCGGAGGCUGAGACGGAGCUGUGGGACUUCUCAUCGCUCUCCUGCUACGCCCGCCUCACUCGCUGGACUCACCUGGAGCAUGGUGCCACCGCCAGCUUCGACUCCCAGAGACCCCCAAACCUCCUCGUGCUCUGGGACGACCCCUUCUACCAGGAGGCCUAUCUCCCGUGGGUAAUCAAGGCUCGGCUGAAGCUGCUGCUCACCGGAGGCGGUGACCCCUCCACCGCCUCCGCCUCCACCGCCUCCACCGCCUCCACCUCCACCGCCUCCACCGCCUCCACCUCCACCGCCUCCACCGCCUCCGCCUCCACCGCCUCCACCGCCUCCACCUCCACCGCCUCCACCACCACCGCCACCACGCUGUCGGCGUUUGUGGACGCGUCUUGCCGCGCGUCGCAGCGCCGGCGACGCCUGCUGGAGUCGGCGUUUGGCCCGGAGCUCGCGGCUCUGCACCUGGCACACGGCCGCCUGGGCAGGGCCGCGAGCCUGGCACACACCGGCAUGCGGGCCUUCCUGCAGGAGUGGGCGAGUGUGGAUGCAAUGCACCAGGAGUCUCGCCUGCAGCGCCUUCAGUCGCUGCAGGCCCUCACUGAGCUCAGCCACUUCAUCAACUUCCUCUCUCACGACUCGAACUUUCGUGGACUCUCUGAGAUCCGUCGGCUCACCUCGUCCUGGAUGAGAAGACUUCCCGACCCACGGCUCGACUCCAUCUCCACUUGGGAUGACGUCAUCACCAAUCGCUGCUUCUUCAUCGGCAAGAUGCGGGAGAGGCUGAGAGAGGCGGCGUCUUGUGGCGGCGGCGGCGACGAGGACGACGAGGUGGUGGUGGUGAAGGAGGAGGAGGAGGAGGAGGAGGAGGAGGAGGACGUUCUGCUGGACCGCUGUGUGCUCCACAUGAAGCUUCGAUUGGCGAACAGCGCACAGCUGCAGGGCAACUCUGCCGUGGCGGACUCCGUGCUCAAGGCGAGCCACUCGCUGGCCCGUCAGAGGCCCGAGUGGCUGGUGGCCUGGUCCCACUCCUACUCCCUGGGGGCACACGGCAAGAGCAGGCGCACCAACAACACCAACACCAGCAGCAGCAGAGGCGACAGCCUCAAGUUACUCGCUAACACCCUGCGGCUACUGGAGGAGAGUGGCCGCUCGGCGUGCGUCCGUGGCGACUGCCGCCUGCUGAGCCGGCAGCACGGCAUUGUGGGAGACAGCUGCCGCCUGCUGGGCAACGCCGUGGCCUCGGAGCCGGAGGCGCUGGGCCUCCUGAAGCCGGAGAGGGCGGCUGACGUGCUGAGGGCUUCUGGGAUACCCGCCGGCGACGCCGACCCAGCGCGGACGUGCUGA
This is a messenger RNA of Petromyzon marinus (sea lamprey), 2960 nucleotides long. The record is from RefSeq and is a predicted model, not a curated record. Lineage: Eukaryota; Metazoa; Chordata; Hyperoartia; Petromyzontiformes; Petromyzontidae.